Molecule: messenger RNA, 1500 nt
Organism: Penicillium crustosum
Lineage: Eukaryota; Fungi; Ascomycota; Eurotiomycetes; Eurotiales; Aspergillaceae
Product: CAZyme family CE10
Exons: 6
Coding region: 1-1500 (499 amino acids)
Source: RefSeq, a predicted model, not a curated record
AUGAGAGUUACAUGGCUGGUCUUCACGGCCGUUGCCGUAGCGCGACAGGCCCAUGUCGGGUCGAAUGGAGUUAUUCAGGGCCACGAGGCAUUGAAGAAUCCGGGGGUCACAGAAUGGCUGGGGAUUCCCUACGCGCAGCCGCCGGUCGACCAAUUGCGAUUCGCACCGCCCCAGCCCUACACACCAAGGGGUGUUCACAUCGCCUCGGACUAUGGGAAAGACUGCAUGUAUCCGGUGUCGAAGCUGGUCGACUAUCCCGACAAAACUCCACAAUUUGACAGCAUCUUCGAAGCCUUCGCGGCUAUUAAUAACAACACUCAAAGUGAAGAUUGCUUGACUCUGAAUGUUUGGUCCAAGCCAGACUCAAAUCAGCUCAAGCCAGUCUAUGUCCAUUUCUACGGUGGUAGAUGGACAAGUGGCACAACCAAUACUCCCUUUUACUAUGGAGGCAGAUUUGCCGAUGCAGAGGACGUAAUCGUUGUGACAGUCAACUCUCGCAUGAAUAUCUUCGGAUUUCCUGGUCUGCCUGGAAACCCUCCCAAUCUUGGUCUACUAGACCAACGUUUAGCCGUUGAAUGGGUAAAGCAAAAUAUAAAUGGAUUUGGUGGUGACCCAAGCCGCAUUACUAUAUCUGGCCAGUCCUGUGGAAGUGCUUCUGUUGAUUAUUGGGCAUACGCAUACCACUCCGAACCUCUAGUUGCCGGUUUGAUCUCGCAUUCCGGUACAGCCCUCAGCUUCCCGACGAAUAAUAGGACAACCGCAGCAAAGCAUUGGUAUACUGUGUCUGCCCAGUUAGGCUGUGGUUCUUCAGGGGAUGUGCUGCCGUGUAUGAGAAAGCAAAACGCGACCGCUAUUCUCGCAGCAGCUAGUGCAGUGAAAGUUCCAACCACAAAUCCUGCGAGGAAAUCUCCGGCUUUCCAGCCUACUGUGGAUAAUGUGACUGUUUUUGAGAAUUACACUCUUCUUUCGCAGCAAGGGAAAUUCGCCCGCAUACCCUAUUUGGUCGGGCAUAACGCCAAUGAAGCGGGGUUUUACAAGGUUGCGGCCUACGCCCAGGGAUCGAAGUUAACAGACAAGCAAUGGGAUGUCUUCAAUAUGCAAACGUUCUUCUGCCCAUCCAAUCUCGAAGCAGCACACCGAAGACGCCGACAUACACCAGUUUGGCGAUUUCGAUAUAACGCGGACUGGGAGAAUACCCGUCUUUACCCUACUAGUGGAGCAUACCAUGGCGUGGAGUUUAACAUGAUUUUUGGAGAAUCUGCUGAGAUUACCGGGAUUGCUGAGUCUGAUGCGCAGCGCCAGUUGCAGGGCCAGAUGCGUUCAACUUGGGGAUCAUUCAUCGCUGAUCCCCAACACGGACUAAAAGCCCAGGGAUGGCCAAGCUAUGAUCCUGAAGCUUCAACCCUUGUUGAAAUCGGUCUUGGUAAUCAUCCCAGCGUUUCUUUUGUAGACACAAAAGACUCCGCUCAGCGCUGUGCAGCUUUGCUAGCACAAAUAUGA